Tetrahymena thermophila SB210 is the source of this 384-nucleotide messenger RNA. RefSeq names its product transmembrane protein, putative. NCBI's taxonomy places the organism in Eukaryota, Ciliophora, Oligohymenophorea, Hymenostomatida, Tetrahymenidae. The record is from RefSeq and is a predicted model, not a curated record. The transcript has 4 exons.
AUGAUAUAUUUUUUCUUCAAUAUUAAAAAAGCAAAUUGCAUUAAUCUCUCAAAUUUGACACUUUCCCUUUAGUCUAAUUAAAUUGGUGCAGAAUAGAAGAAUAGAAUAGAAAUACUCGCACAUAUAAAUGCACUCAGAAUACAUCUUAAAAUUAAUUAUAUUUUAUUUUAUUUUAUUUUUUUUUCAUUAUAAUUUUUUAUAUAUUUUUCUUUAUAUUAUUAUGUAUUUAUUAAGUGUUUUUAUUUUUUCUUUUUCAUUUUAUAUGCUUUACAUAUGAAUUUAAGAAAUUUCAUAUUUUACAGUCUAAUGGAAAUUAAAUUGGUACAAUUGGUGCAUCAGGCUUAGGUUGUGCUUUAGCAAAUUGCAUUAAUCUCUCAAAUUUGA